UGGUUGCCACUGUCAGAGAAGAAGGGAAUUUUAUGAAAGUUCAGUUGAGUGUGAUUUCUCUUCAAUUUGAAGAAAAACGAUAGCUAAGUUUUUAGAAGCUAAGGGACAUGGAAUGGAAGAAGUGUUAUUUGGAUGUGAUAUUGGUGCCCUUAGGUUUUCUUAUGAGCAUUGGUUACCAUUUCUGGCUAUGGCACACUGUUCGAACUCACCCACACACAACUAUCAUUGGCAUCAAUGCCAGUGGCAGACGCAACUGGGUUGCUACAAUAAUGAAGGACAACGACAAGAAAAACAUCCUAGCUGUUCAAUCACUGAGGAACACAAUCAUGGGUGCGACCCUAAUGGCCACAACCUCUAUUCUGCUAUGCUCGGGCUUAGCAGCAAUCAUAAGCAGCAGCUACAGUGUGAAAAAGCCACUUGAGGACACAGUUUAUGGGGGUCAUGGAGAGUUCAUGGUGUCACUAAAAUAUGUGACUCUGCUCUCCAUUUUCCUCUUCUCAUUCUUCUGCCACUCCUUGUCCAUAAGGUUCAUAAACCAAGUCAACAUCCUCAUCAACACCCCACAGGACCCCAUGUCGUUGGUCAGUCCUGAAUAUGUGAAUCAGAUAUUGGAGAAAGGUUUUCUUCUCAACACUGUUGGAAACAGACUCUUCUACGCUGCACUUCCUCUUCUGCUCUGGAUAUUUGGUCCUGUCUUGGUCUUCUUGUGCUCUCUUGCAAUGGUUCCCGUGCUUUACAAUCUUGACUUUGUGGUUAGUGCCAAGGAAAAGAUGCACGUAAAUCAAAAUACAGAUUUUGUUUGACCUAAUCAAAUGUAAAAAUUAUCACUGAGUUCAGUAAGAGUUGAAGAUGGUAUCAGAAAGGAUUUGACUGUGUUCAAUAACGAUGGCUUCAGAAUGCAAAUCAUGUAUAAUUAACUUCUGUGCCUGGUUUUCAUUUA
Messenger RNA from Vigna unguiculata (cowpea), 940 nucleotides. Its product is annotated as transmembrane protein, putative (Protein of unknown function, DUF599). The record is from RefSeq and is a predicted model, not a curated record. Lineage: Eukaryota; Viridiplantae; Streptophyta; Magnoliopsida; Fabales; Fabaceae.